UUGCUUGUGUCCUCGCGCUGGUGCUCGGGAGUGGGGGAAGCAACCGCUGUUGCUCGAGCGGGGCAGGGGACUCAACAGCCGGUUCCCAAAUAAGCAUACAGCCUGCUUUUGGACACCUAUACCGGGUUUUAGGGCAGCCGACAAGAACACGCUUUCAAGUUGCUCUAUCACUUUUGUUUUAGUUGGCUUCGUAUACUUCGUAUUUCUCUUGUGGAGAAACAGGGAAAGGGCAGCACAAGGCUUUGCAACUGCUUUGUUUGUUCGAGCUUCCGCCCUUCCGAGUUCACACUGCUGAUUCCGAGGAAGGAAACAAAUGCAGGGAUAGAAAAAGGAAUAGGGAUAAACUGAGAACCAUCGACACAUACAAAGAUAAAGUACGCAUGGAUUUAGUUAAUCCUUCUCGAAACCUUGAGCAGAAGUCCAGGAAUUUUUUGCAUCACAGGUCGCUGAUCGAAAAGAGAGCUAUUUUAAGAGAGCGAUUUUUCCAGCAGUCUGUUUACAUGCUGGGCCUUGGCAGUUCUCCUCUAAUUCUUCAAUAUUUCCCUGGUCUUAUACCCCGAGAUCAGAUUGUGUCACUUGGCUUUUAAGAUUGUAAAUAUACUCAAGUCAAACUUGAUUCGAAUUUUUCGGGGUACAAUUUAAACUGAUGGUCCUAAAUUGAUUCUGUUUUUUUUGUUGUUUCCAGGGCAACCAGCUACUCCAGUAGCUGGAGCAUAUGUUACAUUCUAUCUUAUUGGGAACACUUGGUGCUGUCACUACUAGCUUUAACUCUCUUAAAAGGAAGUUCCUGAAAAGUCUGACUCGUAAAGAACCUUGUGAAUUGCUGUUGGUGAUUGGAACUGGAGUGAGUGCUGCUGUUGCACCACAUAUACCUGCACUGUGCUCAUGGCGAAGUUGUAUUGAAGCAGUAAUCAAUGCAGCAGAAGAUCUGGAGGUGCUUCAUCCUUCUGAUAUUACGGAGUUUCGUCAUAAACUAACAGAAGAUCGUGACCUUCUUGUGCUUGCCCAUGAUCUAAUCCGGAAAAUGUCACCACGUACUGGAGACACCAAGCCGAAUUUUUUCCAGGAUUGUCUAAUGGAAGUGUUUGAUAAUCUUAACUGUCACAUUCAGAAUCCCAUGCUCUUGGAUGCUAUUCUUCAAUUAAUGGAUAGGGGAACAAUGGUUCUCACCACUAAUUAUGAUAAUCUGCUUGAACUCUUUGGUCAACAGCAAGGCAAACCAAUGGAAUCUGUCGACUUGAAGUGCAAGGACAAGGUGGUUCAGUGGGCCAGAGGACUACAAAAAUAUAGUGUCCUUCAUAUACAUGGACUAUUCACAGAUCCCUGUGGUCUGGUAUUGGAUCCAUCAGGAUACAAGGAUGUAAUGCAUGAUCAAGAUUUGAUGGAAGAAUUUCAGGACCUGUACCGUACCAAGUCAUUUGUAUUUUUGGGCUGUGGAGAAACUCUGCGUGAUCAGAUCUUCCAGGCACUAUUUUUGUAUUCUGUUCAAGACAAAGUGGACCUGGAACACUUUAUGCUCGUGCGAAAGGAUAGCCAUGAUCAUUUCUUUAAGUUGCAGGCAGAGAUGCUGCUGCAUGGGAUUAAAAUAGUAUCCUACGGAGACCGAUUUGAAUGUAUGCCUCAGUAUUUCCAUGACUUGGUGACACAGAUUUGCAGGAGGAAGAGCCCAGAUGGUUCUUCUGCAGAUAGUACAAGUCCAAUACUAGGAACAUCUUGUUCAGAUUGUGUAAAGCGGAAACAAGAAGAAAAUGGUGAUGUAACUCAAAAAAGGAUCCGAAAAGCAAAUGAUACAGAUUAUGGAGGACCAUAAAUUGUCCCAAUAAAGCACCUUCACCAAAGUGCCAUAUCCCAAUCCAUGAUGUUGGAUGCAUCGAAAUGGGACUGAAAACCUUUAUUUGUAUCAGCACAAGUUGAUUGGUAACUCCACAGAAUAAAAACAGUACUUUGUAACUGUUGAGCAGUUGUUACAACCAUUAAAUGCAAUCAGUGGCUCUCUUGCCUUCA
Chiloscyllium plagiosum (whitespotted bambooshark) is the source of this 2004-nucleotide messenger RNA. The record is from RefSeq and is a predicted model, not a curated record. NCBI's taxonomy places the organism in Eukaryota, Metazoa, Chordata, Chondrichthyes, Orectolobiformes, Hemiscylliidae.